Molecule: messenger RNA, 2065 nt
Organism: Pogona vitticeps (central bearded dragon)
Lineage: Eukaryota; Metazoa; Chordata; Lepidosauria; Squamata; Agamidae
Gene: FGF7
Product: fibroblast growth factor 7
Molecular function (GO): growth factor activity
Source: RefSeq, a predicted model, not a curated record
UAUUCCCGUCUUCAACUGACAUCUGACUGGUCAGGUCCCAAUUGCUUCCAAGACGGAUCAGCAAGGUUUUCCUUCCUUUUUUUUUUAUUUUUUUCCCCUUUUGCCCCCAAAAGCCUUAACAGGCUUAACACCACACACUCCCUCCCAUAGACACACAAAUGUACACGCACACACGCUCGCACACACCCUCUUGCGCACAUGUUGAUUUAUGGAAGCAAUUAUGAUUCUGUCGCAGUCUUGAUUCUGAGCUAGAAAAGUUUGUAGCUACAGUAGAGCGUCUCAUGUUGCAAAAGGCAGACAACAGAAAUGGAAUACUUGUGCGCUCAGCUGUUAUCAACAAGAGCAACACGCGCACUGAACGCAAGUAGCAAAGGAGGUCACACCAACCUGGCGUAUGGCUACCUGUUUCUUUAACGGAUAUUCUGGCUGAAAAAAAAAGUUACCUGUAUAUUACAAGCCACCAGGACUGGAGUUCUCACAGGCUAAAUCACUUUACCAUUCAAGGGGAAGACAAGAGGGCAGGUCGGCAAUCUACAGAAGACGGAUUUUUUUUUCAUUAUGUUGUUCGAGCGCACCCAGAACACUGCACUAUAAUGCACAAAUGGAUGUUGACAUGGAUCCUGCCAGUCUUGCUCUACAGAUCAUACUUUUACCUUAUCUUCCUUGUGAGCAACGUAUCCUUAGCUUGCAAUGAGAUGACUCCAGAGCAAAUGGCUGCAUCUGCAAACUGUUCCUCCCCAGAACGACAUACCAGAAGUUACGAUUAUAUGGAAGGGGGCAAUGUCAGGGUGAGGAGACUUUUCUGUCGGACUCAGUGGUAUAUCAAGAUUGAUAAGAGAGGGAAAAUAAAAGGAGUGCUCGAGCAGAACAACAACUACAGUAUUCUUGAAAUAAGGACAGUGGCGGUUGGAAUCGUGGCAAUCAAAGGAGUGGCAAGUGAAUACUUUUUAGCCAUGAAUAAGUCUGGGAAGCUGUAUGGAAAGAAAGUGUGCAAUGAAGACUGCAACUUCGUAGAACUGAUCCAAGAAAACCAUUACAACACGUAUGCUUCAGCAAACUGGACCCACAAAGGAAAGGAGAUGUAUAUUGCAUUGAAACAGAAUGGUGCCCCUAAAAGAGGCCAAAAGACAAGUAAAGAAGACAUAUCUUCCCACUUCCUUCCACUCGCUUUAUCCUGAUCACAUGCUAUGGAUGGAGAACCCGUUCCAGCAAACCAUUCUAAUCUGAAAAAGGCACUGUUGGAAAGUACGAGGAAGAAAAGCUGGAAUACUACUGAAAACUGAACAAGCUGGACUUGCGCAUUUAUGUUUAUUUUUAAGAGACUUUUUAAAAAAAUGAAGAUAUACGCUACAUAAGAUUUAGUAACUAAAAGUUGUAAAAAAUUGUAAAGAGUUGUACAAUCCUUAUGUUAGUCUUAAGAGUAGCUUUGCAGAUCCUUAAGUUAAAACUACCCUCGGACGUUAAGUCAUGACUUGAUUAUCUGAUGAUAUUUUAUUUAAAACAAACUUAUCUGCUUCAUGAAACAUGGCUGCUAUAAUAAUGAUAAAGCAGAUGAAAAUGUUAUGUAAAAUAUGUUGGACUUGAUGGCUGCUGGAAUGAGUCUUCAGAUGACCAAGUUAGUACUAAUCGUGGUGGCUAAGCAGUAUUAGAUACUUCCCAGGAAAAAAAAAUGCACAAGUAUUAAAAGAACCUUAAAUUGGAUUACUGUGGUAUUCAGAUGAUAAAGCUCGUAUGGAAGGUGAAUGAAGGUGGCACCACUGCAGUGUAUUCCUAUGUAUUAGUAAGAAUGCCUAAUGCUGCUUGGAAAGAUGUUACCCAAAAAAAGUGUAUAUAAAAUAAUAUUAAUAAGGGAAAUAUACUUCAUCUCACUUUCCUCAAAAUAUCCUUAGAUAUAACGACGAAGUAAAAAUUCAGACAACAUCAUAUGGUUUUUAUGUAACAUAACCUAUCUUUUUAUAUAAUUCCCGUUAGGGCAUAUGGCUUCUGAUAUCUCCCCACCCCCCACCAUUAUUCAUGCUUUCUUCUGUUGUUACAGCAUUAAACUUUAUUUUAAGUUAUAGUUGAA